This is a messenger RNA of Drosophila hydei, 1440 nucleotides long. RefSeq lists its product as uncharacterized. Bases 196 to 1230 code for a protein of 344 amino acids. The transcript is spliced from 6 exons. Gene Ontology annotation, biological process: peptidyl-glutamate ADP-deribosylation. NCBI's taxonomy places the organism in Eukaryota, Metazoa, Arthropoda, Insecta, Diptera, Drosophilidae. The record is from RefSeq and is a predicted model, not a curated record.
CGCGAUUAGCGGCGAAUUGCCCAAGCAAACGGAAAGAUUCGAAUGUUCUUAGCACGACAAUUAACUACACAACUACUACCUUUCGUUGCCAAAAACCCAAAAUAAAAAGAAAAAAAGAGAAAAAAGCGUAAAAAAGUUUUUCAUUUGUGAUUCGGGCAUUCGAUUUGGCCUUGCGAAACUUUCCGGUUAACGAGAAUGGCCAACACGAACGUGAAAAUCGUCGAAUCGAAACUGGAUCUGUUCCAGGCGCCACAGCACUAUGCCUUGGCCCACGCCGUUGACUCGUCUUUCGCGGCGGUGCGCGGCUCGCUCGCCUGGCAGUUCGCCCUCGUCUACGGGGAUGUGGACGAUCUGCGACGACGUCGCGUCACCAGCGGCAACUGCGUCGUGCUCGAGCACAAUGCACGAUUCGUUUACUAUUUGGUCACCAAGGCCAAUCUCUAUGCCGCCAGCACCUACGACGACGUCCAAGCGGCGUUGAUAUGCAUGCGCGAACAUAUGCGGAAUCAUGAAAUCACCAAAGUGGCGAUGCCGCGGAUCGGCUGCGGCGACGAGGGCCUCCAGUGGAAGCAAGUGAAGCGCAUAAUGCAGCAAAUCUUCGCCCAUGGCGAAUAUCCCAUCGAGAUAAUGAUAUGCGAGCACGACGACAUCACCAGAGAGUUGGCCGCUCCCAAGUGUCAGAUAACCGAGGCGAAGGGCAACUUGUUUAGCGCACCGGAAAACUUCGCUUUGGUGCACUCGGUGAGCGCGGACUUUGCCAUGUGCGCUGGGAUCAGCUUGCAGUUUCGCUGCAAAUAUGGCCAGGUGGACGAGCUGAAGCGCCAGCAGCGGCACACGGGCAACGUCGCCGUGCUAGAGCAGGGCGGACGCUACAUCUACAACCUGGUGACCAAGGAGCGGGCGCACGAGAAGUGCACCUAUACGGCGCUCUACUAUGCGCUGCUGGCCAUGCGCGAGCAUAUGCGUGAGCAUCUGGUCACUAAGCUGGCCAUUCCGCGCCUGGGCUGUGGCAUCGAUCGCCUGGAUUGGCUGCGCGUGCGCAGCUUGUUGGAGCUGGUCUUCGUGCGAGAUGGCGUGGACAUCAUUGCCUUCUUCUAUCAGCCGCCCAGCAUGGAACGCGACACCAUCAAGGUGAUCUGUCCCACCUGCAGCCACAUGAAGCUCAUGCAGCUGCCGCGCAGCGUCAGCUCCUCGCGGCAAUCGCUGCACAGAGAGAAGACGCCCUUCUAAGUCCCGCUGGGACAAAUCGAAUUUCUUUGUAUAUAUGAAUUUGUUAACUUCUAACAUUCGAAAUGGGUUGGCAUGGGUUGCAAGGCACCAAAUGCACCGUUACUUCUAUCUAGUUUCGCAUAGUUCGAGAGCACAAGAAAAUUACAUUUAUUUUAUGAAUAUUUAUAAAAAUAUAUUUACAACAAAUAAAAAGACAACGCCUGCUAGCUG